AUGUCACUCCUCUUGAAUCCCGCAGAAUCCAUCCAUCUGAACGAUAAUGAGGAGACGUUGUUCCUUUCCGAGGAUGAAAACGAUGAUUAUAACUUUAAGUUCAUGCCUGCAAAUCAUUUCAAGUACAUAGUAAAGGAUGUACGUAGACAGAGAUGUCGAGAAGAAGAAGAAAAUGCUUGGGCAUCUUUUGUCAGACAACAGGAGUUGAAUGGUUAUGAUACAAAUGACAUUCAGCCAUCUGUCCAAAGUAUCAAACAAUUAUUAGAUAAGGGUAUGAGGGAGGCAGAUAAGGAGCUUAAAUUAGAGAUGGAUACCUUGUCAGAUGGAAUAAGAAAGGACAGCAGUAGAAUUGAGAAUGAUCAAAAGAAAAAACUAAAGGUAAAUAAUAUCAGGGAUUCGGCUCCGAAAAAAGUGCCAGUUAUGAAAGAUACUGGAACAGAUAGCACCAAUUUGCUGCUCACAAUUCCCGAAGAAGAUAAUGCUUCAACUUAUGAACAGAGACAUGGAUCUAAGAUUUACAAAUCAUAUGUUAGAAAAUCCCAUUCUGGUCAUGCGAUAUCACGAAAGAGACAGUCCUCGAGGCAGCUGCAUCAUGCAACGAACGGUACCGAGUACAAUUCCAGUCCUGAAAGCAGUGCAUGCCGCGACGGCAUCAUGGAUGGGGUCAUCUGUAUACGACCAGAUCCGCUCACCAUGCACAAAAUCUUGACGAUGCAGAGAAGAGUUUGUGAAUUACUGGACGAAAUUAUGUUCAGACUGAGAAAUAUUCCAGCACCGGAUGGGAUUAAGGAGCUGCAGAGACGACAACAGUGCGUUGCCGAAUUUGUUGUACGGUUUUCGAGAAAUUAUCUGUAUGAUCUUAACAGAUAUGUCAAAGAUAUUCAGAGACACAUGUGCGUUAUCUCGCCACGUGCAAUAAUAAAACCGAAUCAAAGAAGUUUAGGACUUCACAUGCACGCCAUCGAACACAAGUUGCUCGCUGCACAUCAGCUGUUACUACAGGCAUUGGUCGCCUAUUGCAAACACAUUCCUACCUCUAUUCCCAAAAGUCAUCCCGGAAAACUUAGAGAGAUACUGCAAGUUGUUAUUGAUCUGAAGACUAUGUGCGACAGGCUUCAUUUAAAUUAUCUUGAUUCGGGAGACACUGAUAUUUUGCCAUUGGGAAAGAAGAUUGAAAGCAAAUGCAAUGUCAUUUUAUCAAAAUUGAAGCAGCACGCGGAUAAGGAUCUCAAUACUAACAAAACUCAAUCAAUGGCAUCCUUUACUUUACAUUCAACUAAUAAAAAGCGACCCAAUCGCAAACAAUUAUCUAAUCGGUUAAGCAUGUACAAUAUGGAUACUAAAACUUCCAAACUGAAAAGUUCUAAACUUAAGACUAAUUAUUAUCAAAGAAAUAAAAGAUAUAAUACAAUAGACACUAAAAAAAUUCCUAAUGAGUCAAUAUCAGAUCAAGUAUAUUCUAGUUCUGUAACAUCUAAAAACACAAAUCAGAUUAGUGUUAAAAAGCAUAAAACAUUCGCAAAAGAGGAAGAUAUAAAGACUAUGAUGGAUAUAUUACCUAUAGAUUCAGAUAAUGGCAGCAAUCUUGAAACGCAAGAAAGACAUAAUGAUGCAAUGCUUACAAGGAGGAUAUGCAAAGAAUCGAGAAAAUGUUCUAAUAAGUUGCAAAAUCAACAGCAAUCGGAAACUUUAGAAAAUAUUGUUAAGAAUACCUCCACAAACAAUGAUGAUGAAUUAACGAAAAGAAUGACGACAAUUACGGAGGAACAUUUAUCUGAUUUGGUACCGGUUAUAGCAGACUUCAUGUCUUAUAUUUCCAAUAAGAAUGAAUCUGAGACAGAAUCAGAUUACUCUAAAACUACUACGAAGACACUAAUGGAAUUUCUGCAGAAAUAUCAAUCACUUAAAAGCGCAAAAACAAAAAUCAACGCGAGCACAAUCUGUGAUAUAUGUCAUUCUUCUGUAGGCAGUAAUUGUGAAUGUGAAUAUUCUAAAACGAACAGAACUUUAACAGGCAUGCGAAAAAACGGUAAAAACAUGCAAUUGAUUUGUGUAUCGUCGAGAGAAAAUUUACCAGAAGUGCCUCGUUAUUGCGAUGCGUCGUGUCAAGCGGAUUGCGAGAGUUUAAUGAAAUUGCCAGAUUUCGAGACGAAGAUGAAAGAAGGAAAAUUUAUGCUAGAUUCACUGAAUAACAUCGAGCUUGUUGUUUCUGAAGAGACUGAGAUGAACUUUUUGAAAUACAAGCGCGAAUAUCAGCGUUUAAUGCAAUCGAUCCCAAUGUACUCUAGCAAUACACAAAAUAAACCAUGGGAUAUUGUCGCUUGGAUAUCCGAUAAACUCGUGGAUGAGUUAAUAACGGAGAUUGCGAAAGAACUGCAAAUAGAAGAUGUCAUACAGAAGCUUUUCGAAUUCGAAUUCCAGGAAUUCUAGUGUUAAUUGACACUUGUUUCUUUGUUAAGCUCAA
This is a messenger RNA of Pogonomyrmex barbatus (red harvester ant), 2464 nucleotides long. RefSeq lists its product as uncharacterized. The record is from RefSeq and is a predicted model, not a curated record. NCBI's taxonomy places the organism in Eukaryota, Metazoa, Arthropoda, Insecta, Hymenoptera, Formicidae.